AUGCUCCACGUGAGGAAAGUGUCGGAAGAGAAACGGCACGCCGAGUCUUGGAACAGUGCGGCAUGUAUAGUCCUUGAGCUCAACUGUGUAAGAAGGAUCGUGUUCAGGAGCGAGAACCUGCACCGGGAUGGCAAUCUCAUCGAUAUCGCGUUUCGUGAGAAGCGACGGGUGGCCAACGGAGAUACAGUUGACCAAUGGCGGCUGGUGCUCGCGGGCUCCAAGACGGAAUGCGGCCCACCCGCCGUAACAGAAUCCAACCGCGCCGACGAAGGCGUCUGUGAAGUGGAGAUUUAG
Diaporthe amygdali is the source of this 294-nucleotide messenger RNA. RefSeq lists its product as uncharacterized. Lineage: Eukaryota; Fungi; Ascomycota; Sordariomycetes; Diaporthales; Diaporthaceae. The transcript has a single exon. Bases 1 to 294 code for a protein of 97 amino acids. The record is from RefSeq and is a predicted model, not a curated record.